UUUAUUAAAAAUCAGUGAUAUUUUAAUCUGGCCAGAUAGGGUUACCUUAACAGACAAUAGUUUGAGAAUUAUCAAAGACAAAAGGACUAAUUCUGAUGACAAAACACAUAUUGGAAUAAAUCAAUUGGUUCCCAGAAUUUUUUGGAAAUCACUUCUGUCCCUGGUAAUAUAUCUGUAUCUGAUUGCACAAGUCAGGAUCAGCUGUUUUCAGUUCUAGCAAUACAUGCUGUUUAAUAUCCAUUGAUAUUAAAGGAAAGCAUGUACAUGCGUGCUUCAGUGCAGGAAUGUACCUCAGAGGAUAAUGUCCUAAAGUGUCUCUUCAGUUGGCACUGCUGUCUUUAGCAAUUUGGUUAUCCACUUUGCUAAAGUUUUAAAUGUAAAGUAAAUAAAACAUAAAUAGACUGGACCCUGCAGAUGGUUUAACAGACAUAUAUCCAAAGAAAUGUGUGUGUGCAUGAUCCUGGCAAGACUUGAAGCUAAGAAAACUUUGAAUGUUGAUUCUGCUGACUCUUGCAACAUUUGCUAUUGUAAACUCACAGCUGUAGGUAUAAGCGUGCACACUAUUUCAAUUGUACAAGAGUUGGAGAUGGGCUUGAACCAGAAGGUCAGAUGUAAUGAGGCAGAUAUUCAACUAGUGUAAAUCAGCAUAACUCAGUUGAGAUCAGUGAGACCAUGAGAGUUUACACAACUUGAAAAUCCGGCCCAAAUCUAUCACACACUUGAUUAAAACCCUUAUUUGUUUGUUUUGCUUCUUGGUUCGUUUGAUGUUCAGUUUUCUUGUUUAUUUUACCACUGUAAAUUUGUGGAGUUUAUUUUAAACAUAUAUAUUCAGCAUGUUAGAAAAUGUGCUUUUGAUAACAAACUCAAAUGAGCCAAUAUAUUGCAGUCAAAAUCUUCACAUUCUGGUUAGCGUAAAAGUCAAACUUAGGGAUUCAAAGGAUGCAUCAGAAUCCAAACUCCUAAUGUAAGCUCUGUUUUCAUCUGGUCCAUUACAGAAACAGGACUGAGCUGGGGAAAAAAAAUCAAAACUCAGCCCAUAUCUGGGGAAUUUGGUUCAGGCCCCAUCUUGAGUUCAAAUGUUGUAAAAGUUAUUAAUACUUGCACCAUGCAUUCAGGAAAGGGAGAACUCUUUUCAGACUGUGAACUCUUAGGUCAGGGUUGGCAGGGCCUCAUGAUCCAUUGCCUUGCACCUUGUGCAGCCAUCCUCGGGAGUGCAAUACAGCACUCUGGAACAGGAAGGGUAGCGCCCCACACCGGCUUUACGCUGGGGUCAGUUACCCCCACAAAGCAAGCAGAGCAGCUGGGGCUCAUGCCAGUCUCUUUGCUCUGUAAGGCCCAGCAGGCUCGCUUCUGGGUGCCUUGCAGCAACGCCUUAUUCUUCGUGCAUGCCAACGUGGUGCAGCGGUGACCGCCUUCCCGGCCUAAGGCAGGGUGAAGUUUUUGAUCAAUCUGAUGUGGCUCUACCAAACUUUUCAAAGUUUUUCCAGCAGCAGGCUAAAGAAGAGAAGGAAGCUGCAGAGGCCAUGCUGAAAUACCUACAAGAGAGAGGAGGCCAUUACUGUACCAGAAUCAUCCAGAGACCAAACUGUGAACAUGUAUCCAAUGUGGUGAAGGCCCUUGAAGUAGCAUUGGUUCAAUGGAAAACAAUGACAGGAUAUUUUGAAGAGCUUUAUGCCCUGAGCAUUGAAAAUGCAGACCCUCAUAGUGCAAGUACUAUUAAGAAACAAUUUGUUGAACCCAAGAUCUGGAAGAUCAAGUUGGUGGGAGACCUCCUGACCAAUGCUCACAGGCUUGUGUGUUCCCAAGAUGGCAGAGGCAACCUUGGAGACUACCUUAUGGAACGGUUACAGGAAGAGCUAAAAACAGGCAUAGAGACAGAUUCUAGGCACCACUGCACCCCCUGUACAUUUCUUCAGCAAUGCAGAGGGACUGCAAAGGGGUUGCAACAGCCCCCAAAAGAAUUCUCCCAGAAGAGCAGUAGCAUAGGGCCAAUGCACGCAAACCAGUGCUGUCCUUCCUCACAGUCUCUGGGCAAGGAUAUGCCAGGGAUAAAACAGAGGCAAGAGAAGGAAUAGCUGGAGCACUAUGCCCAUUCUCGGCCAUGGAGAAACCUAUAGGCAGCCACAGGGGAGGCUGAUGUAAGUUGUCAGCCCCAGGGAUGCUUUGGCUCCAAACUGAGUCUCAAAUCCAGGAGAUGAAGUGAUGGUUUAAAGCCCCAUGACUCCGCCCCCCUUCCCCCUUUACACUCUUCCUCCUGGGCUGUGCUUUCUAUGCUAUGCCUCCUCCAAAGUGCAGCACAGAAUCUAAUCUGUAAUAUACCACCUCAUAUCAUAGGUAUUAAGGCUGCUAGAUAUAGAUAAUGUCAACAUUAAUUUAACCUUUCAGAGUCUCUUACCCAUAAAUAACAUUUCUUUAUUUGGAAACUACCAGACCUCUAGGUUUCUUUCCUGUCUUAAAUGGUUGAUUGGAUUAUUUAGUGCAAAAGAGGUUUAAGUAUAUAAGGCUUUUUAAAGAAAAAACCUUUUUAAUACAGAGUAAUUUCUAUGAUGGAGAAACUAUAGCUUUUUAUAUUAUUAAACAAAUAAGAUAUUAUACAGUGGUGUUGGAACUAUUUUUAUAGUGGAGGGUGCUGAAGAUGGAAACCAUGUAUUUGGGUUGUUACUACUACAAGUCAAGGGAUGCGGCAGUACCCUUAGUUCCAUAUUAUAGCAAUACAGAUUGUAUUAUGUAAUCAUUCUUAAACAUUUUUACUGUCUUGGUGAAUAUUACAUGGAUAUUUUUAAGAGACUUGUUCUUAAAAUGAGGGGGACUUCCAUGAUAUUCUUAUAAAUUUUGUAGCAAUUAUAAUAGAGUAAUUCAAUAAACUGCUUUCUAUCCAA
This is a messenger RNA of Gopherus flavomarginatus (Mexican gopher tortoise), 2879 nucleotides long. RefSeq names its product ferritin light chain-like. Gene Ontology annotation, cellular component: cytoplasm. The coding region runs from base 1386 to 2075 and encodes 229 amino acids. The transcript is spliced from 3 exons. Gene Ontology annotation, molecular function: ferric iron binding; ferrous iron binding. Gene Ontology annotation, biological process: intracellular iron ion homeostasis; iron ion transport. NCBI's taxonomy places the organism in Eukaryota, Metazoa, Chordata, Testudines, Testudinidae. The record is from RefSeq and is a predicted model, not a curated record.